UUUACAUAAGUUGGUGGAAGGAAAGACUGGAUAACGUUCCCUCUAUUCAUAUUCUUCUGCCUACACUCUGCUCUGUGUUAGUGUCACUGCUCACAUGCUUUAACUCAGUGCUUCUUUCCAUUUUCAUUAUCCAAUGGCUUCUUUUCCUCUUUACAAGCCAACCCACACCAUUUUCUCCAAUACCCAGUUCAAGGGCUUGCGCAAUGGCUUUUUCUGGCGACCCUCUUACUCCUUUGAGGCUCUUCCUGAAAACAAAGUACAACCCAUUAGAGCUUUGGUUGCUAAAUCCCCAUUUGCCCUGUUUCAACCUCCCCAAGUUGAAGAAGAGUCACCGUCUGAGUUGGAGCCCGUGGAUCCUGACUUCUACAAGAUUGGGUAUGUCCGAAGCAUGCGAGCUUAUGGUGUUCAAUUUAAAGAAGGGCCAGAUGGUUUUGGUGUGUAUGCUUCCAAAGAUGUAGAGCCUCUUCGCCGACCAAGGGUUAUAAUGGAAAUUCCUCUUGAAUUGAUGUUAACCAUAAGCAAGAAGCUCCCAUGGAUGUUUUUCCCGGAUAUAAUUCCCUUGGAUCAUCCAAUAUUUGAUAUUAUUAACUCAACAAAUCCAGAGACAGAUUGGGACCUAAGGUUGGCAUCCCUUCUCCUAUUUGCAUUUGACUGUGAAGGCAACUUCUGGCAAUUGUAUGGUGACUUCUUACCAAGUGCAGAUGAGUGCACUAGCCUACUUCUAGCUUCAGAGGAAGAACUUUUGGAGCUACAGGAUCCCAAUCUCGCUUCCACCAUUAGAAAACAGCAACAAAGAGCCUUAGAAUUCUGGCACAAGCAUUGGCACAGUGAAGCACCCCUUAAAAUAAAGCGUCUUGCUCGUGAUCCACAAAGGUUCAUUUGGGCAGUAAGUAUUGCACAGUCACGAUGUAUUAACAUGCAAAUGAGAGUUGGUGCGCUAAAUCAAGAAGCAAACAUGCUGAUUCCUUAUGCUGAUAUGCUGAACCAUUCAUUUGAGCCAAAUUGUUUUUUCCAUUGGCGUUUUAAGGACAGGAUGCUUGAGGUUCUCAUAAAUGCUGGACAUCGUGUUAGAAAAGGAGAUGAGAUGACAGUUAAUUACAUGAGUUCGCAGAAGAAUGACAUGUACAUGCAAAGAUAUGGAUUUUCGUCACCUGUGAACCCAUGGGAUGAGGUACAGUUCUCAGGCAAUGCACGUAUUCAUUUGGAUUCCUUCUUGUCAAUCUUCAAUAUUUCUGGCCUUCGCGAAGAGUAUUACCAUAACAACGAUUUGUCAACGGAUGGCAAUACUUUUGUUGAUGGAGCAGUCAUAGCUGCAGCACGAACAUUGCCAAGUUGGUCAGACGGGGAUGUUCCUCCAAUUCCUAGUGUGGAAAGAGAGGCUGUGAAGGAGUUGCAAAGUGAAUGCCAAAAGAUGCUGGCAGGAUUUGUUACAACCUCUAAGCAAGACCAGAAAUUGCUAGAUUCCAUGACAGAUGCUACGAGGACAUUUGAAGCUGCAAUUAGGUAUAGAUUGCACAGAAAAUUGUUGAUGGAGAAAGUUAUCAAAGCAUUAGACAUGUACCAAGAGAAAAUACUGUUCUAAUCCCGAUUCUACUGCAGGAGAAUAGUUAGGAAAUUUUGUUAACACUGCGGUAUAUACCUGUAAUCCCUCUCACCGAAACAAUGCUCGGUAUCCAUUAACUGCAGAUUCUUCAUUAUGUUGUACGUUUUAAG
Vigna angularis (adzuki bean) is the source of this 1713-nucleotide messenger RNA. Its product is annotated as protein PLASTID TRANSCRIPTIONALLY ACTIVE 14. Gene Ontology annotation, molecular function: protein-lysine N-methyltransferase activity; protein binding. Gene Ontology annotation, cellular component: plastid-encoded plastid RNA polymerase complex; chloroplast thylakoid. Gene Ontology annotation, biological process: thylakoid membrane organization; plastid transcription; chloroplast organization. Bases 134 to 1582 code for a protein of 482 amino acids. The transcript is spliced from 13 exons. The record is from RefSeq and is a predicted model, not a curated record. Lineage: Eukaryota; Viridiplantae; Streptophyta; Magnoliopsida; Fabales; Fabaceae.